Rubroshorea leprosula is the source of this 1649-nucleotide messenger RNA. The record is from the annotation of a GenBank genome assembly. NCBI's taxonomy places the organism in Eukaryota, Viridiplantae, Streptophyta, Magnoliopsida, Malvales, Dipterocarpaceae.
UUUUUGGUUUAAUAAAGGAUAUCAGUUCUGCCAAAGAAGCUUGGAACAAAUUGGCUGAAAUGCAUCAACAAUGGCAAUCCCAUUCCCUCCAACCAGCAACCAGUUCAGGGAUGUUAGCCCCUGACUUUCAAUUAGCUCGCAUUUGUGGAGCAGCCCUUCAAAUGCAAAGAGAACUACAGUGGUUCAAGGAGAUUCAAAGCAUUGUUCCAGAGUGGUGUAAAAAAUCUAGAAAUAAAGAUGGUGAAACUCCUAGUGAUGUAUUUACGAAGAGCCACAAGGAAUUGGCAAAACAAGGGGAGGAAUGGAUGAAAGAUACAGCGAGUUCUUCUAGUGUUGUUGGCUCUCUCAUCAUUACCAUCAUGUUUGCUGCACUUUUUACUGUUCCUGGUGGUAACAAUCAGGAAACUGGAUUUCCCAUUUUAUUGGGUAAAAAAUUGUUUAUGGUAUUCUUGAUAUCAGAUGCGAUUUCCCUCUUCGCUGCAUCCAUCUCAGUGUUCAUGUUUCUGGGAAUCCUCACGUCACGUUAUGCCGAGGAAGAUUUUCUCGCGUACUUACCUAAGCAGUUGAUUUUGGGCCUUUCAACACUCUUCAUCUCUAUAGCAACAAUGAUGGUAACAUUUUCUUCUGCUCUUUUAAUUAUAUUACAAGGCCGUUGGUCAGUAAUUCUUCCAAUAAUUCUGAUAGCUGCUCCUCCUGUCACUCUUGCUAUGCGGAUGCAAGCUCCAGUCCUUGUCGACAUUUUUAUUUCAACCUAUAGACCAGGAAUCCUUGUUAAGACAAAGAAGCUGUGGCCUUAGCACAGUAAAUGUGUCCAUCUUUCUCAUCAUCAUGUAAUCGCCUAACUUAUUUUAGUAAUAAAUGCUCCUAAUUAUGUGCUGUAUGUUUCAGAAUGUAUUUCUCCGUAAAUUCAAACUUUCAGCUCACAUUCACAACCAUCUAUAGAUCAUAGCAAUAAUAGAGUCCAAGCAUAAUUUGUGAAAAUAAAAAGGAAAGUAUAUAUAUCUAAUGCACAAUUGGGAAUUUAAGCUCUCUCUCCCCUAAUCCUUCUAGCGAGCUGGAUAUCUUUAGGCAUGAUGGUGACUCUCUUGGCAUGAAUAGCACAGAGAUUAGUGUCCUCAAAGAGCCCCACAAGGUACGCCUCAGCUGCCUCCUGGAGCGCCGCAACCGCACUGCUUUGGAACCUCAACUCAAAUCAGUCUUGAAAUCCUGAGCAAUCUCUCUCACCAGCCUCUGGAACGGAAGCUUUCGGAUCAAAAGCUCAGUGCUCUUCUGGUACUUCCUGAUCUCCCUCAGAGCCACGGUUCCAGGGAGCCAAAGCAAAGGUAUGUUUGUUUCCUCAAUGGAAGCUCAAUCAAGUUUAUGCUCUUAAAUCAGUGAUUUUGAUGGGUGUUUUGAGGGGUUUGUUGGUGGGUUUGGGGUUUUGUGGGUUAAAGUUGCUGAAUUUGUGUCUGAGAUUUCUUUGGUUUGUGGUGUUUUUUCUCUCUUGUUUUGGGUCUCUUUAGUGGUUUAGAUGGUAUUUUGAAGUGUCAUUACUUGGCUCAUGGGUUUAAAGUUAUCUGCUUUUUGUGAAUUGAGGCAUGAAUUAUGGAAAAUAUGUUAGAUUUGCUAAUUCUGUGACCUGGGUUGUGCCAUAAAUGAUCGUUCUUUGG